Lutzomyia longipalpis is the source of this 1639-nucleotide messenger RNA. It is a transcript of the gene drk, whose product is annotated as growth factor receptor-bound protein 2. The transcript is spliced from 5 exons. The record is from RefSeq and is a predicted model, not a curated record. Lineage: Eukaryota; Metazoa; Arthropoda; Insecta; Diptera; Psychodidae. Bases 439 to 1074 code for a protein of 211 amino acids. Gene Ontology annotation, molecular function: protein binding.
AUUUGAGUUUCAAGUUUUGACAGUGAGGAAAAAGAUAUAUGUACAUUUAUUUUUCGCUCCGGAAAAAAUAAAUUAUUUUGUGAUUCAUCCAUACGCAGCUCACUGAUAUUCGUGAAGAAAGUGCAACGGGAUCCAUUGCAAAAGGGGAAAGGUGUGUGAAAUUGUUGCAGUACCUGAGGGGGCGUCGUGAGUAACGUUGGAAGUGCGUGUGUGCGGUGGGAGCAAAAAAAAAGUGAGGGUGAGAAAAGGUGGCUGAAAGAAGCGAAAGUGACACCCAAGAGGAGUCCAAAAAAGUUCACAUCAACCCGUGUACGUUUCUGUUGGUGCUCUGUGUGUGCUACAAUCGAGAAGUUUGGUGUGGUCUGUGGGUGCGCCAAAGCAGAAGGAAUCUCCUCCAAUUGACUCAUCACUGGCGAACGGGGAAGGUAUAGCGACGGAAUGGAGGCGAUAGCGAAGCACGAUUUCAGUGCCACUGCCGACGAUGAGCUGAGCUUUCGGAAGGGACAGAUUUUGAAGAUUUUAAAUAUGGAAGAUGACAUGAACUGGUACAGAGCCGAAUUGGACGGCAAGGAGGGCCUAAUACCCAGCAAUUAUAUCGAAAUGAAGAAUCAUGGUUGGUACUACGGAAGAAUCACGAGAGCUGAUGCGGAAAAGUUGCUAUCAAAUAAACACGAGGGAGCAUUUUUGAUUAGAAUAAGUGAAUCGAGUCCAGGAGAUUUCUCUCUUUCCGUCAAAUGUUCCGAUGGUGUUCAGCACUUCAAAGUGUUGCGCGAUGCACAAGGAAAAUUCUUCCUGUGGGUCGUUAAAUUCAAUUCCCUGAAUGAAUUGGUGGAGUACCAUCGUACGGCCAGUGUAUCUCGUUCUCAAGAUGUCAAACUACGUGAUAUGAUUCCUGAAGAGACACUCGUCCAGGCUCUCUAUGACUUUAUACCGCAGGAAUCUGGGGAAUUGGACUUUAGGCGUGGGGAUGUAAUCACAGUCACGGAUAGGGCAGAUGAGCAUUGGUGGAGUGGUGAGAUUGGCAAUAGAAAAGGACUCUUCCCAGCUACUUACGUAACUCCCUACCAUUCAUAAUGUACGUGAUUGAAUUUUAAUACCGAAACGUGGGAAAACUUGCUGCAGAGAGAACAAUUUUUAAUGAUUAUGGAAGAUAAAAAAAAAUGAAAAUAACAACAUCUAGGUCGAACAAGUAAUUUUUCCUUAUCUUUCACUGUAUAAGCCUCCCCCCUCCCCAUAACUAAUACUAUAUGCAAAAGGGACAGGGGGAGGGAGAGAGAAUAAAACAAACAACAACAAUCAAAUACCAUGAGUCAUUUGGGGGAGAAAUUUUUAUCAUUUUUUAUAGAACAGAAAGACACACAACAUACACACACGUUUUGUAAGAAAUUUUUGCAUGGUUUUCAGCUUUUUUUUUUUGGUAAUUUUUAAAAUAUUUCAACACACAAAAUAAAUAAAUAAUAAAAAAAUAAGUUUGCAUUUAAAUAUAAAAAUGAAACAAAUUGACCAUAAAAUGAUUGUGUAUACCAGAUAAUAUUUAUAUUCUAUUCUGUUUCUAUAUUUUAUUUUUCCUUUCUCACGUGCACAAAAAUGAUAUUUAAAACCGUGUGAGCAAUAAAAUAUUUUCUGCCAGAUAAAAAAA